CUCCUGUCCUCCCUGCUUCUUCUUUUUCACGCGCUGUCGCCGUGCCGAGCCUUACGGAAUUACCCGGAGAAUGAAGUUACGUUGCUGGACUCCAUGUCAGCCUUGGCCGACCUGGGCUGGGAGGCUUACCCUAAUGAGGGGUGGGAGGAGAUCAGUGUGAUGGAUGAGAGGAACACCCCGAUGAGGACCUACCAGGUGUGUAAAGUCAUGGACGCCAACCAGAACAACUGGCUGAGAACGCGUCACAUCAGCCGAGAAGGAGCGCAGCGCGUCCACAUCGAGAUCAAGUUCACCCUGAGGGACUGCAACAGCCUGCCCGGGGUCCACGGUACCUGCAAGGAGACGUUCAACAUGUACUACUAUGAGUCCAACAACGCCAACUUGUGGUUCAUCAAGGAAAGCCAGUACGUGAAGAUCGAUACAAUUGCUGCAGAUGAGAGUUUUACACAGGUGGACGUUGGAGACCGCGUCAUGAAGCUGAACACGGAGGUGCGCGACAUCAGCAACCUGAGUAAAAAGGGUUUCUACCUGGCCUUCCAGGACCUCGGCGCCUGCAUUGCUCUGGUCUCAGUCAGGGUCUUCUACAAGAAGUGUCCCCUCACGGUGCUCAACCUCGCCCAGUUCCCCGACACGAUAACGGGCGGAGACACGGCGCUGGUGGAGGUCCACGGUGUGUGCGUGAAUGCCUCUGAGGAGUUUGAGGCGCCAAAGAUGUACUGCAGUGCGGACGGAGGCUGGCUGGUGCCCAUCGGGAGGUGUGUGUGCAAACCGGGCUUCGAGGAGAACAAGAACACCUGCCAGCCAUGCAGACCUGGUACCUACAAAGCUUCCGCCACAGACGCGUACUGCACCAAGUGCCCUCCUCACAGCUCGUCGCCGCGGCAACGAGCCGUCGAGUGUGUUUGCGAGAAAGGUUUCUACCGUGCUGAGACCGACCCCCGCUCCAUGGCCUGCACACGUCCUCCAGCUGCUCCAGAGAACCCCAUCUCCACGGUGAAUGAAACCUGCAUCACCUUGGAGUGGUCGCCGCCCAGAGACUCAGGAGGCCGAGGGGACAUCACCUACAGCCUCCACUGCAGGAAAUGCUCCGGUGACGGCAGGAAGUGCCGCUGCGGCAGCAGCAUCCAUUUUGUUCCUAGACAGUUCGGCCUCUCAUCGGCCACCGUGCUGGUCACCGACCUGCAGCCGGACUCAAAUUACAGCUUCACCGUGGAGAGCCAGAAUGGAGUGACGGACUUGAGCCCAACACCAAGAGGAAGUGUCGUCAUCAACGUCACGACAUCACAGACAGUGAGCGUUGUGUUGAAGGAGAGGCGGAGCAAGGACAGUGUGACGUUGGCCUGGCAGGGUCCAGAGAGACCCAACGGAGUGAUUGUGGAGUAUGAGGUCAUCUACUAUGAGAAGAAUCAGCGAGAGCAGAAUUACACCGUCUUGAAGACUCGCUCCAACAUGAUGACAGUGGAGGGGCUGAAGCCAGGGACCAUCUAUGUGUUCAGGGUCAGGGCCCGGACCGAUGGGGGCUACGGGAGCUAUGGGGGGGAGAUUGAAUUGGAAACCAGCCAUGAAGAUGUUUUUGCUAUCGGGGACCCUAACCAGUCCACCAUUCUGGCUGUGUCCAUCGCCGGAGGAAUCAUUCUCCUCAUCUUCCUGGUGACUUGCUUCGUUGUCAGUGGAAGGCACUGUGGCUACAUCAAAGCCAAGCAGGACCCCGACGAAGAGAAGAUGCAGUUCCAACAUGGCCGAGUCAAGCUGCCAGGCAGCAGGAUCUACAUCCAUCCUCACACCUACGAAGACCCCAACCAGGCUGUCAGGGACUUUGCCAAAGAGAUCGACGCUUCCAAUAUCCACAUCGAGAGAGUCAUUGGAGCUGGAGAGUUUGGGGAGGUGUGCAGUGGUCGGCUGCGUAUUCAGGGGAAGAGGGAGAUCUACGUGGCCAUCAAGAGUCUGAAGGCGGGAUACUCUGACAAACAGAGGAAGGACUUCCUGUCUGAGGCCUCCAUCAUGGGCCAGUUUGACCAUCCCAACAUCAUCAGGCUGGAGGGCGUGGUGACGAGAUGUAAACCAGUGAUGAUCAUAACGGAGUUCAUGGAGAACGGAUCUCUGGACACUUUUCUCAAGAAACACGACGGCCAGUUCACGGUGAUCCAGCUGGUCGGCAUGCUGCGUGGCAUCGCCUCAGGUAUGAAGUACCUUUCCGACAUGAGCUACGUCCACCGAGACCUGGCAGCUCGAAACAUCCUGGUCAACAGCAACCUGGUGUGUAAGGUGUCUGACUUUGGCCUGAGUCGGGUUCUGGAGGACGACCCGGAGGCGGCCUACACUACGAGGGGAGGGAAGAUCCCCAUCAGGUGGACGUCUCCAGAGGCCAUCGCCUACAGGAAGUUCACCUCAGCCAGCGAUGUGUGGAGUUACGGUAUCGUCAUGUGGGAGGUGAUUUCAUACGGCGAGAGACCCUACUGGGAGAUGUCCAACCAGGAUGUGAUUAAAGCAAUAGAUGAAGGCUACCGUCUCCCCGCUCCGAUGGACUGUCCUGUGGUGUUGCACCAGCUCAUGUUGGACUGCUGGGAGAAGGGACGCAGCGACAGGCCAAAGUUUGGACAGAUUGUCACAAUCCUGGACAAGCUCAUCAGAAACCCCGCCAGCCUCAGGGAGCUGGCCAACAGCUCAGCAUGCAGGGAGGACCCAUCCACCCCAGAGUUCAGUGUGAACACAGUGGAUGAGUGGUUGGAGGCCAUCAAGAUGGGCCAGUAUAAGGAGAACUUUUCCAGUGCUGGAUAUGUCAGCUUGGACUCAAUCCUCUACAUCAGUGUCAGUGAAUUGGCUAAGAUGGGUGUGACUCUUGCCGGGCACCAGAAGAAGAUUUUGUCUAGCGUGCAGAGCCUGCAGACCCAGGGGACGCACGUCCAAGUAUAACAGCGCCCACAUAAACACACAGUGAUGGAAAUGGAUCUUGUGAAGAGUUUCCCCGACAACAUGGAGUUGUAAUGGGUGCUCCGUGCUCGGACCUCCACUGAUUUUGCGACACACUGAGAUGGGGACAACAUGGACGCUUGACUCCUUCACCAUCCUUCCCAUCCUCGAUGGGCACUCGCGGCUUUAGCACUCGAAGCAACACAGCCACCAUUGCAGAGCAAGAGAGAGACGCAUGUCCAACAGCAAGGCCACAGCUAGAGCACCCCAGACCAUCUCACAUCAUAUCAGCUCAACAAAAGAAGAAAUGACAACAAAAAAUAAAUAGAAUAUAAUUAUCAUCACUGUCUGUGAGGUGUACAGAUGUUUGUUUUUUUACUGUCCUUUUGUUUCCAUUCUCACCUUGAAGAGUUUAAAAGGGGUCAGAAGAAAUGUAUAUGUGUAGAUAUAUGUUUAUAUGGGCUGUGUGUGCCGCAACCGUAGAGAUGGACCUAAUGUUUGUAUUGGUGGUGAGGUUUAUAUCGCUCAACCUUAUCGGGAGUUAUUCCUCAGUAACUGUAUGGACCCUUCAUUGUACACAGAAAGCCAAUGAGUGAGCAGAGAUUAUGAAUGACAUGAAUGUGUAGGGCGAGGGGAACAGACCAAGUGGACCUUUAGAGAUGGAGCAGUAUGUAGAUUUUGCUAGCUCAUGUAGGAUGGAAGUAUUAUUCAUUUAAAUUGUGUAUUUGACCAGGACAAGGGCUUCCCUCGAGACUGCUCUCAGACACACUUCCAUCGCAACUAGCCCCAGUGCACCUUUGCUAGUCUGUUUGCACUCGCAAUGUAACAGAGUGCAAAGAAACAGCAGAAUCUGCUUAAGCUGCAGUUAAAAGUUACAUUUUUCUUCUUCCAUGACUAUUUAUUCCAAACAACAUUGUCUAUUCAGCUGUUAAAGUAUGAUGAUGUUGGGAAUAUUUCAGCCCAAAAGUUUGCCUUCCCAUGUUUCAGGUGUUUUGAAAAAGUUAUAGUGUUUUUGUGUGGAAGAAAAGGUGAUGCCAAGAUCAUCAUAGAGUGGACAUCGUUAACCCCAAAACACUAACUAACAGUUAGUAACACCAUUUCUAACGUCGGGUAAAAUACUUUAAUCAAAAUUUAUUAAAGUACCACAAUAUAUGACAAAUGAAAGUAAUCUUCUUUUAUUUUCCCCUAAACUACUUCUCAUAAAACAAAAAAUGGGGAGACCCUAUCCUACUAUAUAUAUAUAUAUACCUAAACCACAAUCGCGUGUGUGAAAAUCACCCGACGUUAGUGUUUUAGGGGUAAGAACGUGUACCUUGUUUUUCCAGUGUUGUGCCAUGUAAAGUAACCUUGAACUAUUCAUCUUGGCAACAUCGCAUCACUUCUACAACACCCCGUCCUUUCAUCAGUUCCUCUGACUGGAUGGUAACGCGAGGCCAGUCACAGUAAUUACAGUGUUUUGUGAAAAUCGUCUGCUUGAUGAGAAGGAGCCUUGGAAUGCACUUUUUCAGCAGGAUGAAAUAUACAGUGUUGAUUUUCAGAGGGUACAUUUUACUUUAGAAAAAAAUAUGAUUUAUGUGUCUUGUUCUGUCUCACUUACUGUUAUCUGUCAUGCCAACCUAUUUCAAGCAUCCCUAGUUUCAAACCAAUGCUGAUAAGGUACAUUUGCAAAACAAUGUUUACAGCAAAAAUAAAAUAAAUUGUUUUUGAAUUUCUUUCCUUAUCAGAGGGAAACUGCUGCUUAUCACAUUAAAUACAAGCUUAGAUAUGAUGGAACCCUCUUUGUGUGUACCACAUUAAUGGAACUGAACCUGCUUUAAUGUAUUCCCAAACCCAGUUUUAAUAUAUGUGGUACUCUAUAGGACAACAGUGGCAACAAGUACAGUAUAUAUGAUUGUAUUAUAGUGUAAGAUAUGUACAGUGUUGAUUUCCAAUGUUAGAAUGUUUGUAAUGAUAACGAUGAUGAUGACUAUGAUGUAUUUUAUUGUGAAAAAGAGAUUUCUGAAGUUCUCGUUCAGGGGCGGGUCAUACCGAAGAAGUGAAGGGAGGAUAUGUGUUGGAAUGAACAAAGGAAUGUAGCAUGGUGCGAAGCUUCAUCUUUGAUUGACUGCAGUUCUACCAUAGUGUUAGAAUGAGUAGAAUGGACUCUUCUUAUUGUGGCAAUGGCUUCGUUUGCAUAUCUCCCUUAAACAAUAUUGUCAUGCACUUGUAAAGCCUGUGUCCAUCGAAACAACUUUGUUUGAGGUAUUGUCGGGAUGGAAGGAGACGGGUUGAGAUAAGACGUUUCUUCAGAUCAAAUUUCUCCACACACCACAAAUUAAACAUUGGCUAAACCCCUCCCCCAAGCAGAAAUUGUCCAAUCAUAGAUUAGCAACCAUAACUAGGCACGGCAGAACCGUCACGCAUAUCCGCAUGCUGGAGCAAUUUGCAUGUACUAAGAGCUUACUUGGCAUUUAAAGACGUUGGAGGUGGUUACUUUUUUCAGCCUUUCCAAAAAACCCAAAUACAAGUGAAAAAGAACAAGGAUUGGAUAGAAAGGGUGUUUGUCUGUUCUCGUGUAAACUGCAAUAGAUGGAAGUCGUUCUUACUCGUUAGCAUCAUUACUUAACUAGGCCAUAUUUAUUUCUGGGGUUACAGGCGAUGAAAAUAAAAGCCCCGGUCACAACUAGCUCAUUACAUUUCUCCAAUGACUAAGUGCUGGUCUCGGAUGCUUCCAGAGUUCAGGGUAGUGUUGGCUGUUGUCCUGCUCAUUGUUGGAUUCUUUAAGUUGACACCAGAGCCCGCCAACAGCCGAGGAGAUCGCGCUUCAUGUGCCAAGCACAUAGUCCUCCGUCUUCAAGCCUUUUCCCUUGUAAUGUAUCAUGAUGAACCGUGUUGUUGAAAAUUAGAACAAGUAUUGUCCCUUCUUAACCUUUUUACAGGUUUUUUUUAAAUCAAGUGAGCUGGACACAUUACAAAGUCAGCAGGACACGGCAGCGUCGUCAGGAACUCAUGAAGCUAAAGCAAACUCCACUCGCUAGCUAGCUAGCCACAGCUAUCAAAACAAAAACAUGCUGUAGAAAUAAUAUCCAUGGCCGAAAAUGAGAAGUCUUCUUUGGUCUAUAUCUGCCGGAAAUCAAGGACCCAAUGUUAAAAAGACGAUGGAUGCUCUCAAUGUAAACGCAAAGCUUGACUGGCAUGUCACAACUGUAUCUAAGGGCCGGCCGGCAUGGGCAACGGAGUGGAAACCACUAUCAGGCUUUAGAGUUGUCUAUUUUCAGCCCUAUUUUUUGAGGAUACAAUAAAAACACAAUACAAUUUGGAGAGUCUAAAACUGUACAUUCUACACUUGCUAACUCUAUGCUUUCACUCUCGCGGACGACCCUUGACCGCUGGCCUUUUAGAUGCCUUAUUUACUGAGCUAUUGUUCUUUUCUGUUGCCCUAUAAAGGCGAUAUUAAGAGUAAAGUAUAUGUACAGGUAGUAUUUAUCCGUGUUCUUAAGAUGACCUCACAUCAACACCCUGGUUCUGUAACUAGACUCUCUUCAACAGCACAUUCCCUUUGAUUCCUCUCAGCAGAACAGAGGUGUUGUGUUGCAUCAUGAAUCUUGAAGCUGAUCACCUGUAACAGCUGAUCGAGAAAUUCACAGAUUGAUCAUAUUUAUUUUUCAUUGGGUCAAAAGAUAUUCAAUUAGAUUAUGGAUGACAUUAGUUCAACAAAAUUUGAUAGGCUAUACAUUUGGUUGCAAAAGUUAUUUUCACGGGCCAACAUUUUAGACAAUUGUUUUUAUCACCACAAAAAAUGGGCACGCUGCAACUAUGUCAUCACUUUUUUUUUACAAACAUAUUCAACACUCACAGUUCAGACAUUUUAAUAAUAGAGGGCAUACACUCACACUAUUCACCCUCAAGGUAAGCUAUGUGGGUUGGUUUACUUGAUCUCAAAUACAGUCUUGUCCUCCAUACCCCACAAGGUCUGUAUUGUAAGUGAGUGACCCUCUUUCAGGAGGUUCAGCUCUCUCUCUCUCUCUCCUCCCCACCAUCCCUUUAUUGGCCACCGUACAAGUCUUAUUUGUUCCAUGCCAGUUUCCUCAGCAUUGCUUGAUAUAAAAGGGUGUAGGCAUUCUCAUGUCUUUCAUGUUGCUGUAAUAAAUAUGCUAAUAUUUCUAAUUUCUCA
Molecule: messenger RNA, 7063 nt
Organism: Pseudoliparis swirei
Lineage: Eukaryota; Metazoa; Chordata; Actinopteri; Perciformes; Liparidae
Product: ephrin type-A receptor 3-like
Biological process (GO): axon guidance; protein phosphorylation; cell surface receptor protein tyrosine kinase signaling pathway
Cellular component (GO): neuron projection; plasma membrane
Molecular function (GO): protein binding; ATP binding; transmembrane-ephrin receptor activity
Source: RefSeq, a predicted model, not a curated record